This is a messenger RNA of Strigops habroptila (Kakapo), 3162 nucleotides long. RefSeq names its product ubiquitin recognition factor in ER associated degradation 1 (gene UFD1). Gene Ontology annotation, molecular function: polyubiquitin modification-dependent protein binding. The coding region runs from base 185 to 1108 and encodes 307 amino acids. Gene Ontology annotation, cellular component: VCP-NPL4-UFD1 AAA ATPase complex. The transcript has 13 exons. The record is from RefSeq and is a predicted model, not a curated record. NCBI's taxonomy places the organism in Eukaryota, Metazoa, Chordata, Aves, Psittaciformes, Psittacidae.
GGGGGCGGGCACCGCGCGGCACGCUGGGAGGGGCAGCGCGGCGGGGCAGGGCCGUGGGGUGGGGCCCGCGGCGGCGGCCGGAGCCCCGUCAGGAGAGGGUUGAGGGACCGCCUGGGCUGCGCCGCGUCCGCCGGUUCCUGCGGGGAGCUCGAGGGCUGCCGCUCCGCGCCUCAGCGCCGCCACCAUGUUCUCCUUUAAUAUGUUUGAUCACCCCAUCCCUCGGGUUUUCCAGAACCGCUUCUCAACCCAAUACCGCUGCUUCUCAGUAUCCAUGCUUGCUGGACCUAAUGACAGGUCAGAUGUGGAGAAAGGCGGGAAGAUAAUUAUGCCGCCAUCGGCUUUGGAUCAACUCAGCCGACUUAAUAUCACUUACCCAAUGCUGUUUAAGCUGACCAAUAAAAACUCAGACCGAAUGACGCACUGUGGAGUGCUUGAAUUUGUGGCUGAUGAGGGCAUAUGUUACCUUCCACACUGGAUGAUGCAGAACUUGCUUCUGGAGGAGGGAGGCCUGGUGCAAGUGGAGAGUGUUAAUCUUCAAGUUGCUACUUACUCAAAAUUUCAGCCACAGAGUCCAGAUUUUCUUGACAUCACCAAUCCCAAAGCUGUAUUAGAAAAUGCAUUGAGGAACUUCGCUUGUCUAACUACUGGAGAUGUUAUUGCCAUCAACUACAAUGAAAAGAUCUAUGAGCUUCGGGUAAUGGAGACCAAACCGGAUAAAGCUGUGUCCAUCAUAGAAUGUGAUAUGAAUGUGGAUUUUGAUGCUCCUUUGGGGUACAAAGAACCAGAAAGAACUGCACAGCAUGAAGAGACCACAGAUGUUGAAGCAGACCACAGUGGAUACGUGAGUGAUAUAGGAUUUCGUGCAUUCUCUGGUUCUGGGAACAGACUGGAUGGCAAGAAGAAAGGGGUUGAGCCCAGUCCAUCACCCAUUAAACCAGGAGACAUUCGAAGAGGAAUUCCCAACUAUGACUUCAAGAUUGGUAGGAUCACAUUCAUUAGAAACUCACGUCCGCUAGUUAAGAAAGUCGAAGAGGAUGAAUCUGGAAGCCGGUUUAUCGCCUUUUCGGGAGAAGGCCAGUCCCUGCGCAAAAAGGGAAGGAAACCCUAAGUUGUGGUAGCUUUAGUCAGUUAGGAGGAAAAUAGAACAACGCGUGCAGCAUAUUGGAUCUUAGUUACUGCAGUUGAGAGGUGAGGUCAUUUUGACACAGGAAGACUUACUGGUUUUGGUUUCAUGUUUAAAACUGGAGUUGUUGGACUGUCUCAAUUUUCAGUUGGAAAUUAAGCUGAAAGUAAGUUCUAGGAAUUCUGAAGGAAUGUUUUGUAUGUGUUGUAAAGAGGAGGAAGUUGACCUCGGAUAAACCUGAGAGAGAAACGCACGUUCUACCUUACUAGAAGGCCUGUUCUUAGACUGCAUUCUCCCCUCUUACAUCCCGAGCAGUGAUGGUCUCAAGUCAUUCUCUGCUUGGUAUUUUCCUCCCUCUGUAUUUUGCCACAAUUUCGGGUAAGCUUUUUGGUGUUGGUGUAAACCAAAGCUGACACUUUGGUGUUUAGGACUUUCGUGCAGGGAAUCUUUGAUCUUAGCUUCAGGUGUUGGGUUAUAAAUCAUUCUAAGCAAUCUCCCUGUAACUGCUUUUUAUAUGUAUAAUUAAUAACCUGCCUUUUUAAUAGCUCAGGUAAAAUAACGUUCUGUAGCAAUCUCGUGGCACGUGUAGCGAGGGGCGAGACCCAGCUUCGCUGCCUGGUGCUGGGUAAUGCCGGGGAUGCCCCGGGAAGCCUUUCAAGGCCUGCGUGUCGCUCCUGCGCCGGGUGAAGGCCGUGUGCGCUUUUCGGGGUCCAGUAAAGGUUCUGCUGUGACCACCGCGCGUCCCGGGUGCUGAUUCCCGGGACAGCGGCCGGGCUGCGCGGAGGGGCGGGGUGAGGGUCACGUGACGUGCCUUGAGCCCCGUUCCGCGGGCAGCCAUUGGCUCGCAGGCCCUUGGGGCGGGGCGAAGGGGGUAGCCGGAUUGUGUCGCCCGUCGCCAUUGGCCGGACCCGCGGGUCUCCCCGCCAAGCGCGGUGGGGAUUGGCGGCGGGGCGGCGGCCCUCAGCGGGGGCAGUAUGGCGGCUGGCGAGACGUGGAGGGUGAGUGGGGCGGCGGGGGCGGAGGGCGCCGGGCAGGGCCGGGCCGGGAGCGCGGCUUAUCCCGGCCUCUUGUCCGCCCGCAGCCGCCGCGGUCGUGCGAGGACUAUUGGUGGGAGUGGAAGCACUGCCGCGGGCUGCGGCACGCCUUCCACCACUACUACGCGCACGGGGAGCUGCCGACCUGCGACCGCUGGCGGGAGGACUACGAGGCCUGCCGCGCCUGGGAGAAGGGCCGCACCGCCGCCGCGCAGGAAGCUUUGUGCAAGAGCGAAAGAGCUCGAGUCAUGGAAAAUCAGAAGUAUGCUCCAGUGUGGACACUCAGGAAGAGCCCACCAUCUGACUGGUAUCUUCCACUUGACCAAGACAAACCAAAUUAGCAAGCCUGCUUUGCUGCGUUUGGUCAGUAAUGCAAUACACAAUGCAGAACUAUGCUGGGCUGCUUCGUUUUCUUCCACAUCGUGUUGAAACUAGGUAACUGUAGCUCUGCCCCAGCAAUGCUUCAGUGCUCAUUCAAAAAGUGAGAGGUCACUUAAACGCCCAGUACUAUUUAAAGGGAGAACUGAGGUGCUUAAUUCGAUUCUGGUCUCUUAGUACUGUGUCAUGCUUUAGGAUUUCAUCUGAGCAACUUGGCAGGCAACUCCCACAUUAGUGCAUACAUGAUCUAGCUCCUCUUGCUAGGCCAGGACCUCUUCCCCUAGCAGCCAAGUGUUACGCACUUGUGGAACGAGGUACCCACCCCAGCCGCGCCAGGUGGGCAGACAAAAACAAGCAGGGACUCCUCCCUGCCAGUUUAGGACAAAUACACCCACUGGCAUGUGAAAGGCAUGUCCUGGAUUUGUGACUGUUAUGGACUGAGAGCUUCUCACCUGGUGGGAUGAAACUGCAACCCUGCCCCUUUAUGGCAUUGCUCUUUAAUGGGUGUGUGUUGAUGGCAGUACUCGAGCUUACUACAAAAACUAAGGUUUAAAUGAAUGGAGAGACAUCUGUUUUGGCUCAGGGCAAACCCUUAGAAACUUAAAGCAGUUAUAUGCCAAUAUUAAA